Penicillium cosmopolitanum is the source of this 972-nucleotide messenger RNA. It is a transcript of the gene aclF, whose product is annotated as extracellular proline rich protein. Lineage: Eukaryota; Fungi; Ascomycota; Eurotiomycetes; Eurotiales; Aspergillaceae. The record is from RefSeq and is a predicted model, not a curated record. The coding region runs from base 1 to 972 and encodes 323 amino acids. The transcript has a single exon.
AUGGGUAUACCCGGCGCCGUGAAUAUGGGUGGCCAAGGCCCGCUAUAUGGAGUUGGGCCACAGCCGCAGAUACCGUAUCCGCAGGUUAUGACCGGUGGGCAAUUUAUUCAGUUUCAACCUGUACAGCCAGUAAUCCAGCCUCAGCCGAUACAGCCAGUCACUCAGCCUCAACCUAUCCAGCCAAUCACUCAGCCUCAACCUAUCCAGCCUCAGCCUGUACAACCAGUCACUCAACCUCAACCUGUACAACCAGUCACUCAACCUCAGCCUGUACAGCCAGUCACUCAACCCCAACCCGUACAGCCAGCCACUCAGCCUCAGCCUGUUCAGCCACCCAUGCAGGUUCAACAACCUGGACAACAACAGUCUUGUACUGUUUGUCCUCAGGGGCCUGUUGGUCCACAAGGGCUGCAGGGAUUACCAGGGGCACAGGGAGCAGCAGGGCCAGCAGGGCCAGCAGGGUCACAGGGGCCGGCAGGACCGACAGGACCGGCAGGACCACAAGGCCCAUCGGGACCGCAAGGGAAGCAAGGCGACCAGGGUCCUAAGGGUUCUCCUGGUGCCGAUGGAAAGCAAGGCCUUGCCGGGCUUCCUUGCACGUCAGGGUGUGGGAAACCGAGUUCAGGAACAGAUAGUGGAAAUGAUCAAAACCCAGAUCCUGGGGAAAUAGCCAAAGGAAAUAGUGCAACGUUUCAGGAGAAUGUGCCUCCUGCGACUGGGAACGGGAUUGCUGAUGGGAAUGGCGCAAAUUUCGAUGAAGAUGUGCCAAAUCCCGCUGUCCAAAAUGGAAUUGCUAAUGGCGAGCAGGCAGCACUUCAGGAUUCUGUGCCUCCGGUUGUAGGUACCGGAAUUGCCAGUGGAGAUGAUGCAAAGUAUGAUGAUGAUGUGCCUAAGCCUAGUGACCAGGGAGGUAUUGCCAAAGGGGAGGGUGCAAGCCUCGAGCAUUCUCUACCUAAGCCAGUGGUCGAUUGA